Molecule: messenger RNA, 1810 nt
Organism: Hevea brasiliensis (rubber tree)
Lineage: Eukaryota; Viridiplantae; Streptophyta; Magnoliopsida; Malpighiales; Euphorbiaceae
Product: GDSL esterase/lipase At4g10955-like
Exons: 3
Coding region: 527-1570 (347 amino acids)
Source: RefSeq, a predicted model, not a curated record
AAACAAGAAUUACCUAUAAUUAAUAUUAUAUGUAUAUAUGGAGAGAUCAUUGGAUAUUCAAUUCAUUGCGGAUUUAAAAUUCUGAGAGGUAAGUAAGGUUUGAUUUCAUAUCUCUCAUUUCUCCUUUUUCUUUUAAUGUCAAUUAAGUGCUGGGACGACUUACAUUUGCAAACGUACUUUUAGUGCUAUUCACGAAACCUCUCUCUCUCUUUCUAGAUUGAGGAAGGGCCUCUGCAGUCAUAAGCAUCAUCCUUCUGUUUGGAUGCUGAGAAUUUACUUUCUCUUUGUGCAGAGCACAUACAGAUAAUCAGCCUAUGGAACUUGGUUAUGGAGUUGGUUCAUAACCCAAAAAGGGACAAUUUCACUGUUGAUUAGAGCUGUAACUAUCAAUUUCCAUAUUGGAUUGGACAAAAAGUUUUGGGCAAGAUAAAAGAGACGCUCUGUAAUGUAAUAAUUUCCUACAAGAUUUGUUAUUUAUAUGUUAAUUAUAUGACUUUCUUCUACCCUGUAUCAGAUUUGGAGAUAAAUGGAAGAAGGUAAUAUAGGAGAGGAGGAGUCAAUUACCUCCGAGAAAGAAAUUUUCAGUCUUUCGGGGCCUGUGCAUCUCGCUUCUGUCGACUGGAAUAAUUUUCAUCAUCGAACAUCCAUUGCUGCAAGCUUGGUUGAGGGAGUAUACAUUCUGGAACAUGAACGUCAACGGAAUCGCCAAGGCCCUCAAUCUCUUGCUCCGCCUUGGUGGGAAUUCUUCCAUUUUCAAUUGAAUCAUCUUCUUAUAGAUGUUGAUGGCUCCAUCUUUGGUGCCGUAUAUGAAUUCAAGUACUUUGCUUAUCAUUCAGCCCAAAAUGCCCCAAGAUUUGUUGUUGCCUUUCGGGGCACGAUCAUAAAGCGAGGGUCUAUUUUACGGGAUUUUGAGCUGGAUCUCCUUUGCCUAUGCAACGAACUUCAUCGAAGCUCCCGCUUCCAGCUUGCAGGGCAAGCUCUCCAGAAUAUCGUUGCUUUAGCUGGACCUACAAAUGUUUGGUUAGCUGGACAUUCUUUGGGGUCGGCUAUUGCGUUACUCGGAGGAAAGAAAAUGGCCACGAUGGGUAUUCCUAUUGAAAGUUACUUGUUCAAUCCACCACUCCUCUCUUCCCCAAUAGAAAUAAUCAAGAAUCAAAAGCUGAAGCAUGGAAUCCACUUCACAAGCAGUAUGGUAAAAGCAGGACUUGCUGUUGCUCUAAAGGGUAACCACCAGCGGUCUCAGCAAGAAGAUCCAUUUGUUGCAUUAUCUACCUGGCUUCCUUACUUGUUUGUAAAUCCAGCUGAUCCUAUUUGCUCAAAGUAUAUUGGGUAUUUUGUGCAAAAGAACGGGAUGGAGGGGACUGGAACUGGAAAAUUUGAGAGACUAUUGGCUGCUGGGAGUAAGCUUUUAGGUGCACCAGGGAGGGAUUCAGAACCAUCGCAUCUAAUUCCUUCAGCAUGUCUGACUAUUAAUCUUAGUGAAUCUCCAAGUUUUAAACAAGCUCAUGGAAUUCACCAGUGGUGGAAUCCUAAUUUAAAAUUUCAAAGCGAACUGCACAAGUUCAGCUAAUGCAUUGGAGUUUUUAACAUGGAAUACUAAUAGUAGAUCUGAUGCACUGUUUAGUUGAAACCUCUGAAAAUAAUUCUUUACUUUCUGUAUAAAUCAAACAUUCAAUUGAAGGAUUCAGCAACUUUCCUUCCUAGAGUAAUUCCCACCAAGGUGGAGCAUGAGCUUGAGAUAAUCAAGCUCAACCAUUAGAACAUGUGCUGUAGUUUAUUUUGCAGAAUAUGUAUGAUUCAUUCUCCCACA